Molecule: messenger RNA, 1206 nt
Organism: Talaromyces marneffei
Lineage: Eukaryota; Fungi; Ascomycota; Eurotiomycetes; Eurotiales; Trichocomaceae
Exons: 2
Coding region: 1-1206 (401 amino acids)
Biological process (GO): protein phosphorylation; positive regulation of transcription by RNA polymerase II
Cellular component (GO): cytoplasm; nucleus; transcription factor TFIIK complex
Molecular function (GO): cyclin-dependent protein serine/threonine kinase activity; RNA polymerase II CTD heptapeptide repeat kinase activity; ATP binding
Source: RefSeq, a predicted model, not a curated record
AUGGCAGUAUCACCUCUCAUCUCACAAACGCCUUCUGGUGCGUCGGCCUCAACAUCUACGGCUUCCAAGGCUAAAAGUCUUGCUGUCAGAAGUGGGAGUCAGGGAGCUCCGGCAUCUCCUUUCAACAAUGCAACCGUAGCUACCGGGCUGUCUGAUCAAAUAAACGAAAAUGUGAGGCGGAGAUACGUCAAGGAUAAAAAGCUCGGUGAGGGUACUUAUGCCGUGGUUUACCUUGGAUACUUACGCGAAACGCCUUCAUCCCUUGUUGCCAUCAAGAAGAUCAAAGUCAACGCAGAGUAUCGAGAUGGGCUCUCAAUGGACGCCAUCCGGGAAAUCAAAUAUCUACAAGAAUUGUCUCAUCCCAACAUCAUCGCUCUUCACGAUGUCUUUUCCUCCAAGGACCAAAAUCUCAAUCUCGUGCUCGAAUACUUGCCCCUGGGCGAUCUUGAAAUGCUGAUCAAAGAUGGCAAUAUCCAAUACGGUGUGGCAGAUGUCAAAGCUUGGAUGGGCAUGCUUACAAGGGGUGUCUGGUUCUGCCACGAAAAUUUCGUCCUUCAUCGUGAUAUCAAACCGAACAACUUGCUGAUUGCGUCAGAUGGCGAAGUGAAGCUUGCUGAUUUCGGUUUGGCCCGAUCAUUUGCUGAUCCGUACUUGAAUAUGACGCACCAAGUCAUCACUCGCUGGUAUAGGCCCCCCGAGCUGUUGUUUGGUGCCCGGCAGUACUCUGCUGUAGUAGACAUAUGGUCGAUGGGCAUGGUCUUCGCAGAGCUACUUCUUCGUGUGCCCUUUGUGGCUGGAAACAGUGACAUGGACCAAAUCGCCAAGAUCAGUGAGGCAUUCGGAACUCCGACGGAGGAGAAUUGGCCUGGUGUCACCAGAUUGCCCAAUUACAUACCGCCUGGAGAUCGAACUACUCCUUUACAAGGGAGGGAAUUUUUCUUACGUCAGUUCCCUACGGCUGGGCCUCUCGGUGCUGAUCUCUUGAUGUCGAUGACCACUCUUGAUCCUCGUAAGCGGAGUUCGGCACGUCAGAUCUUGCAGCAUGCUUGGUGGAGAAAUGAGCCCAGACCGACUCCUAAGGAGUCUCUUCCACGGAAGUCAGGAGGGUCGCAAAAGAUGGGUAGUGAUCUCUCACGGCGAGCUGGGGAAGAUUCCGAGGGUCGGUUCAAAAAUGCAGCUCGACAGCUUGAUUUUGGAGUCAAAUGA